Carcharodon carcharias (great white shark) is the source of this 1968-nucleotide messenger RNA. Its product is annotated as sporozoite surface protein 2-like. The record is from RefSeq and is a predicted model, not a curated record. The transcript is spliced from 9 exons. NCBI's taxonomy places the organism in Eukaryota, Metazoa, Chordata, Chondrichthyes, Lamniformes, Lamnidae.
AUGUACCCACCAGCGAUCCCCAAUAUACCCGAGAUCCCGAAGAUCCCCAAGGAACCCAAGAGUCCGGAGAGCCCCAAUGUAUCCGAGAACCCAAGGAUCCCCAGAGUACCAGAGAGCCCGGAGAUCCCCAAUGUUCCUGAGAAUCUGGAGAACACCAGUGCACCUGAGAAGCUGGAGAUCCCCAGUAUUCCCAAAGUAUAUGAGAGCCCAGAGAUCCCCAAUUUUCCUGAGAGUUCAGAGAUCCCCAAUGUACCCAAGGGUCCAGAGAUCCCCCAUGUACCCGAAGAUCAAGAGAUCCCCAAUGUAGCCAAGAGCCCAUAGAUCCCCAAUGUACCCGAGAGCCCAGAGAUCCCCAAUGUACUCGAGUGCCCAGAGAUCCCCAAUGAACCGGAGAGCCCAAAGAUCCCCAAUGUACCUGAGAGCCCGGAGAUCCCCAAUGUAUCCAAGAAACCAGAGAUCCCCAAUGUACCCGAGAGCCCAGAUGCAGAGAUACCCAAUGUAUCCGAGAAUCCUGAGAUCCCCAAUGUACCCGAGGGUCCAGAUAUCCCCCAUGUACCCGAGGAUCCAGAGAUCCCUAAUGUAGCCGAGAGCCCAGUGAUCCCCAAUGUACCCGAGAGCCCAGAGAUCCCCAAUGAACCGGAGAGCGCGAAGAUCCCCAAUGCACCCAAGAGCCUGGAGAUCCCCAAUAUAUCCAAGAAUCCAAUGAUCCCCAAUAGCCCAGAAAUCCCCAAUGUACCCGAGAGUCCAGUGAUCCCCAAUGUACCCGAGAGUCCAGAGAUCCCCAAAGUGUCUGAGAGCCCAGAGAUCCCCAAGGUACCAGAGAGCCCAGAGAUCCCCAAUGUACCUGAGAGCCCAAAGAUCCCCAAUGUACCCAAGAGACCAGAGAUCCCCAAUGUACACGAGAGUCCAGAGAUCCCCAAUGUACCUGAGAGUCCAGAGAUCCCCAAAGUGUCUGAGAGCCCAGAGAUCCCCAAGGUGCCAGAGAGCCCAGAGAUCCCCAAUGUACCUGAGUGCCCAAAGAUGCCCAAAGUACCCAAGAGACCAGAGAUCCCCAAUAGUCCGGAGAUCGCCAUUGUUUCUGAGAGCCCAGAAAUCGCCAAUUUUCCAAAGAGCCCAGAAAUCCCCAAUGUACCCGAGAGUCCAGUGAUCCCCAAUGUACCCGAGAGUCCAGAGAUCCCCAAAGUGUCUGAGAGCCCAGAGAUCCCCAAGGUACCAGAGAGCCCAGAGAUCCCCAAUGUACCUGAGAGCCCAAAGAUCCCCAAUGUACCCAAGAGACCAGAGAUCCCCAAUGUACACGAGAGUCCAGAGAUCCCCAAUGUACCUGAGAGUCCAGAGAUCCCCAAAGUGUCUGAGAGCCCAGAGAUCCCCAAGGUGCCAGAGAGCCCAGAGAUCCCCAAUGUACCUGAGUGCCCAAAGAUGCCCAAAGUACCCAAGAGACCAGAGAUCCCCAAUGUAUCCGAGAAUCCAGAGAUCCCCAAUAGCCCAGACAUCCCCAAUGUACCCGAGAGUCCUGAGAUCUCCAAUGUACCUGAGAGUCCAGAGAUCCCCAAAGUGUCUGAGAGCCCAGAGAUCCCCAAGGUACCAGAGAGCCCCGAGAUCCCCAAUGUACCUGAGAGCCCAAAGAUCCCCAAUGUACCCAAGAGACCGGAGCCUCAUAUACCCAAUAUACCCAAUAUACACGAAGGCACUGAAAUCCGCAAUGUACCCGUGAGCCCGGAGAUCCCCAAUGUACCUGAGAGGCCCAAGAUCCCCACUGUACCCGAAGCCCAGGGAUCCCCGAUACCAGCGAUCCCCAAUAUACCCGAGAUCCCGAAGAUCCCCAAGGAACCCAAGAGUCCGGAGAGCCCCAAUGUAUCCGAGAACCCAAGGAUCCCCAGAGUACCAGAGAGCCCGGAGAUCCCCAAUGUUCCUGAGAAUCUGGAGAACACCAGUGCACCUGAGAAGCUGGAGAUCCCCAGUGUAUCCUAG